AUUCACACGCUCUAGAACUACGGCGCAAAAACACUCGCACAAUUGGAGGUUGGGAACCGAAGUGACGAUGCCUGUAACGGAGUGAGUGGCUUGGGACCACGUCUCGUUGACUUGGUGAAGGGAGUAAAACACCAGUUUAUUCUCAUGGCCCGAUGGAGCGACGGUCGCUGUGACGUCACGACGAGGUCCAGUUGCUGGGCAGCGAUGUGCGAGCAGAACCAACUGUCCAGAUCACCGUCAGCGGUCACCUCUGUGACGACCUCAACUAGCCAGCAGCACCUGGUGGAGGUCUCCUCUAGAGCUGCCUUCUACAAGAAGAAAUGGCGGGGGCAAGUGAGGUACCUCAUUCCGAUCGCUAUACUGUGCGCCCUGGUGUUGUGUCUCAUCAUUGCCCUCAUCUCAUUGGCUCUUUACGAUUCACGCCAUGAAGCUCCUGUUCAACUUUGCGAUUCGAUGGAAUGCAUUCGCUCUGCGGCCAACCUGCUGCAGAGCAUGGACCAGAGGGCUGACCCCUGCCACGACUUCUACCGCUUCGCCUGCGGCCGCUGGCCGGAAGAGCACCCCACCCCGGAAACGGAAAUCAGCCACGACUGGUUCUCGGAGCGCGAAGUGCGCGUCAUGAGGCGCAUCAGAGGUUCACUUUCCCGAAAUGCUUCAGACAAUGAACCAUUGGCGGUGACUCAAGCAAGGACUUUCUAUCGGUCGUGUCUGGACACAGAGGCGCUGGACCGGAUGGGGCUGGAGCCCAUGCUGAGGACCCUGGAGAAGCUGGGACUGCCUCGCAGGCCGCCGGUCAGGACUCCCACGGCGGGCUUCAACUGGCAGCGCGCGAUGGCCCUGGGCCAGCUGGUGCUCAACAAGGAGGUGAUGGUGGGCUUCGGCGUGUACCCGGACUCUAGGAACAAGUCGGUGAACCGGCUCACCAUCAGCUCGCCGGACACCGCUUCGCCCUUCCCGGGGCACCACGACAUGGAGCAGCAGAUAGACCGCCACAGACGGCGGACCCACGGGGCCAAUCAGGACAGCGACUCGCCCGAGGAGCUCGCCUUCAGGCAGUACGUCGUGGACAUCAUGCAGUACGUCCACUACUGGGGCACUGACGAGCAGCCCGACGACGAGAUGAAGAGUCUCUUCGAGAAGGCAGCCGUCACGGUCAGCGACAUGGACAUCCUGCUGUACAACAUUUCUUCCGAAGACGUCGAAGUUGAUCCUGUGUUUAUGAUGGUUGACGAGUUGCAAGAACUUACCAACAGUGCGCCCAAGAAAAACAACCUUUCCGAGCUCAACUGGAGAGAAUUUUUCACGUUCGUCUACGAGGACCACGAAAACAUUUCUCUUGACCUGGACGGAGAAGAUAUUAUUGUUGUCUACAACACGGAUUAUCUAAGGAAUCUUUCUACGUUGCUGUCAAACACAUCGUCUGAAACAUUAGAACUGGUUUUGUGGUGGGACAUGGUCCGUGUGCUGGCACCAACUACCAACAAAGAGCUUAGAAACAUCAAGGAAACCUACAUCCAAAAGGUGACCAACGGAAGAGCUUCAGAAUCGAGAGCUACGUUUUGUACCCAUGCUGUCAAUCAGAAAAUGGGAAUGGCUGUGAGCUAUUUCAUCGUAGACCAAGGAUUCAUCUCCAAAACGAAAGAAAAGGUGAAGGAGAUGCUGUCGGACAUCAAGAGCGCCUUCAGGGUCCUCGUCGACUCCCUGGACUGGAUGGACGGCGCCACGAAGAAGGCCACUCUGGAGAAGUCAUCCUCCAUCAAGAGCUUCAUCGGCUUCCCCGACUGGCUGCUGGACGAGGAGGAGCUCAACUCCUACUACGAAGGUCUGGAAGUAAACGAAGACGCCUACCUGGAUAACUUGCUGGCGUUCGGCAAAAGAACCACAGAACAAGUUCUGGGUAAUCUAAGAGAAAUAAACGCUGAGGACAGCUGGGCUACUGACCCCACAGACGUGAACGCUUUCCACACCUUCCAGGCUAAUGCUGUUACUGUCCCAGCCGGUAUCUUGCAGUUUCCUUUCUACAGCCUUGGGCUUGAGGCUCUUAACUACGGCGCGAUUGGAGCUAUUCUUGGACAUGAGCUCACUCACGGAUUCGACGAUACAGGUCGCCAAUACGACAAGCACGGCAACAUGAGGCAGUGGUGGACCAACUCCACCAUCGAGGAGUACGUGAACAGGACGCAGUGCUUCGUGGAGCAGUACAGCUCGUAUCGCAUGGACGAGAUCGACGCCUCCGUUGACGGCAAGAGAACCCUCGGAGAAAACAUCGCUGACAACGGAGGACUGCGGGAAGCUUUCAUCGCGUACAGUCUGUUCAGAGAAAGAAACGGACCCGAGCCCAGGUUGCCAGGGCUGGAAAAGUUCUCACACGAACAACUUUUCUUUCUCUCCUUUGCUAAUGUGUGGUGCGAGUCGUGGUCCAGGCGGUCCUUGCAGUGGUCGCUGCAGGACUCGCACGCGCCCAACCACGUGCGGGUCAAGGGCGCGCUGACCAACUCCCAGGAGUUCUCGGCGGCCUGGGGCUGCCCCGAGGGCGCCGGCAUGAACCCCAGCGCCGCCAGGUGCCGGCUGUGGUAGACGCCGGGGGAGGCCUUCUCCUCACACACGAGGCAGCCACACACCCCGAGUUACCCGAACUUCAUGGCACAGAGAAAAAAAGUUUUGUUUGAAUCAAACAAAUAUUUGAUUAUAUAUGGCGAAACAAAUAUUUACUUAGUGGAACAAAAUAUUUUUUUUAGCUUAACCAAACUCAGUAAGUAACAAAAAUUAUUUGUUACACCUAUCCAAAUAUACAUUUGAGUUGACAAAAAAAUUAAUUUUUGGGUCAACAGAAUCUUUCCUACUACAAAAUAGUUGUUUGAAUUAACAAAAUAUAUAAUUAUUUCGCCAUAUACAAACAAAUAUUUUGUUGAGAAAAACAAACCUUCCUCUCAGUGAUGCUCGCUUUUUUUUUCCGUUCCAUCUCAUUGUAUAAACCGGCGUGGCAUUAAAUUUAAGCGGUCGAUUAGGAUAGGUUACCUACGUUAUAAACACUUUAUAAAAAAACAUUGUGGAUGGUUUGUUACAUUAGGUUAAGUAUAGCUACAUUAAAAAAAAUACUGUAAAAAAUCAUUUCAUGGUUGCUUAGCAAAUAACUUUUUUUUUUUAACAUGUAGCCAUCCGGGGCUAGGAAACCGUUCACAUGAUUUCACAGUAAUCUUUAAUGUUAGCCAUCCUAACCCAAAUUCAACCGUCCACGAUGUUUUAAAGUAUUUAUAAUGUAGCUAAACCUAACCUAAUUGACCAUUAGUAUCCUUUUUAUAAACACCGCCAUGUUUAUUUACGAUGAACAAUAAAAAAAGAAAAAACCUCCGAAGAUGCACGAUCGUGCGUUUGGCUCUCUCGUGUGUUGAAAGAAGGCUGCCCGUAGGUGCAGCGUCUCACAACGCCUCGCCACUCCUCUUGCGGCGGCCUGGCCUGGCCUGGCGAACCAGCACCGCGAAUUUACCUCGCUUCUGAUAUUUCCUGGGUUUUUGUUUUUUACGUUGAUAACAAGAUAUCCAUAAAAGACUAUUCCAGUUUCAAUUUCAUAUAUAUAAUAUAUAUCUAUAAUAUAAAAAUGAAUCGAAAAAUGUGUUGGUAAGCGCAUAACUCAACAACGCCUGGACCAAUUUGGCCAAUUUUUUUUUUUUUUUUUUUAAUGUUCAUUGAAGUUCAAAGAUGGUUUUUACGGCGAGAAAAAUCCGAAUAAUUGCCGGGAAAACCCUAAAACCAGCCCUUUUCUUUUUCCCAUACAAACGUUUUAUAUCUAAAACGAGCACUCAUUGUUGUUUAAACAAUGUAGGUAUGUUCCUAACGUCAAAGAGUCAAUUUGCACUUCAUUACCUCUGUACAAAGUUCAAUAAUAUCUAUCAAAACAGUGUGCGUUGGAGCACAGAUAAACAAAAAAAAAAUAAACCGAAAUCGAUUAGUUCAAUUUGGUCGGCUUUGCGAUAUUAUUUCAUUUGUUUUAAUUUAAAAUGCACCAGUUUUCAAGUCAUUACAUCAGUCAAACAAAACCAGCGUUACCAAAAGUAUUUCAUAAGUUUAAGUUUUUAUUAUUUCAUUUCCCUAUUUUAAAUACGGCUUGAAGGAUUUGACUCCAAGUCAUAUCAAAUUUAAAAAAAGUUGAAACAACAACAAACUGUCAAUGUCAGUGUUUUUUUUUUUCUUGGAUUUUAGGUUACCUACCCUAAUGAGUUUGCUUUUGUCAACUUAUACACGAAACAAAUUCUUACCUAUAUAGUGUUUUGUGCAGUGUUUAUUUACCUAUUAUGAUCGAUAAUUAUUGCAUGUGACAAAAUAUUCUAUAAUAUAGAUAUGCCUCCUAUUAGACGAAUCAAUUUAGGUAGAAGAACCCGAAAUGCUACAAACCAAGCUAAUUACCGAUCUAAUCAUGCACUACAAUGAAAAUAAAAAUUAUUAUGUUUCACAUGAUUAACAAUAAAGAGAUUACUUAUUUUUUAUUUAUCUUUUUAUUUAUAUGUUUUAUUUAAUUAUAUUUCUUAUUCACAACACCCUAUCACCAGGGUGACGGUUCUGUUGAGGAGAAUUUUUUGCCCCGACUAUAAAAUAUGUAGGAACAAAAAUAUGUCACAUUACAAAUCAUUCUGACAGGACUUUAUUGCAAUUUAAUUAGACAGUACGAAGUCUGCCGGGUCAGCUAGUAUAUGUAUAUAUAUUACUAGCAGAACCAGGCAGACUUUGUCAUGCCAGUUUUUUUUUAUUUUUUUAUUUAUUUACCUCUUUAUAUCUAAAAAUGGAUGGUUUGUAUGUAAUCUUUUAUCUAUUAAGCGUUUUAAAUGGUACCGGUGUUCCAUUUUAAACUCACUCGCGAAAUACUCAGUAACAGUAAUAAAAAACUAUUUUUUGUUGUUGAGGAUUAAGCACAGUAAAAAAACAAUAAACCAAUUUCCAUAGCUGUAGUAACAGGCGUUGCCCGGGUGAUAAGCUGUCCGCGAAUUGAAGGGAAAUGUAUAGCGCUAUAUGACAGUGUGGUGGACAUAGAGAAAUGACACACAAUUGCUGUUUGUAUGUCUAUGACGUAUUUUUUUCUGUUCACCCGUGACGAUCGGUCGAACGGUUUAGAAGUCGAUGCGCUGCAGCGCCAUCUAGUGGAGAGUUACAAAAAAAAUGAAUAGCAUAAAAUUUUUCUCCAUGGAAAAACACUUUGACGUGUCAACUUUCAUGGCGAUCAGUCGAACGGUGUCGGAGUUUAUCGAAGUCAUACAUACACACCAACAUCUAAUUGUAUAUAUAGUUAGAUAAAAGUUUAAUUUGACUAUUUACAACAAAUCAAACAUCAAAACGUAUGUAAACUAACUUAGUUAUUUUUUUUACAAAUUUCCAAUAUGUGCAGCUUUAGUUAUAGGGCACACAUCCACCCUAAAUGCGAUUCUUCCCAGACUUGGUUAACAAGUCCGGAGUAAUGGAAGCAACAGCCUCUUCAAUUCUGUGUCUCAACUCUGGCAAAUCAUUGGGUAGCAGCGGAACGUAGACACGAUAUUUUAUAAAGCCCUAAAAUAAAAAAAAUUCGCAUGUGAAAAAUAGCUCUGUCAUCUCGACCAUUACGACCAAUCCAAGGUUCAGGGACUUCGACGGUCAACCAAUAGGGAGGGGCUCCAUUCUCAAAUCACAGAUUAACGCUUAGCAGAUUGCAGAACACAAAACACUUCAUGCUCAGGAGUCGCCAUUUUGCGAAUUGGGCGCUGCAAGCGAGAAAACAACAAUGCAGUUAUUGCGCAUACGCUUAUCCAAAACUGUUUGAGUUACUCUUUAAUUGUGACUUUGAACCAAAACUCUACAAAGCUCACAGUUGAUACUUUGAAAAUUUAUAACUGGGAUAUUCUUUUAUGAAUAUAUUGUAUAACCAUGUUAUAACCAUAAUACAACCAUAUUAUUUCAAGGAUUUUACUAAUUAAACGGCAAAAUUGUAGGUCAGCAUGAAAUCAUAUGGUAAAACGUUUUGGAUUAUUAGUUCGUAGUAACCCUAUUUUUAGUAUAUUAAUCAUCAAACCAAUAAAAAAUUAGUUUUUCCCCAAAACCCUAAAAAAACUCAGGUUUUUGAAUUUUUUUUAUUUUAAUGAUUAAAUAAAUGAUAUACUAAAAAUAAAGAGCCAAGACGAAGUUUAUACAUGAACAGUUAUUCCAAAACUGUAUACAUACCACACGAUUUCAUGCUUUCAGUACAUGUUAUGACUGAUGUCAUUUUGCCUUUAAGUUCAUAAAAAAAUCAUUAAACAAAGAAUUGUCAGGUAGAAAAUAAAAUUUUAUAAACAAUUAAAUCUAGUAAUAUUUUGAAUCUUUAUAAAAUAAUGUGCAAAAAAAUAAUAAAUAAUUUAGGAUUCUACCUCUUUAAGUUGUAAUUUGACGCAGAAUGCACUACUACUACAAAUAUAAAACACUAAGUGCGUUUAAAACUUGGACCAACAAGGUGAUGCGAGAUUUCAAAACCUAAGAUACGUAACAGGUGCGUCCACCAUGACAGACGAAUUUCACAGUUCUGCUAGCCACGAAGCUGUUCAAUUUUGGCGCCAAAUUUUAAGUCCCCUUCGCGGGACGCAAGGCCUCCGUCCAGACCAUAGACUAACGAAGAGGUAGAAGCACUCAAUACAGGAGCAAGGAAAGGAUAACGGAACAGUUAUGUGAUAGUUUUAACACAGGGUUCAUAAACAAUGCACAGCAUGGCAACACGCCGUCAAAGCAAUGAAAAUCGCGCUCGUUUAUAAAGCACGCAAGACACAAGGCUUCAUAAACUCUACAAAUUAAAUUUGUGUAGCAUCAGAAUUCAAAUAUUUCUUCUCAAGGCUGUUUUUUAUGAUUAAUAUUUAUCAUGAUUCGUAAAACGUAGCCAAUCAUUUGAUUUAAAAGCGGGAAUUUCUUUACCUCUGAGAAAAUUUAACAAGUGUGUUCAUGAUGUAUAUAGUUAAAAUAGCAUCGUGGUCUUCUGUGCACAUAACGUCAGGUUCUUUAAAAGUUUUCGGAACACUUACCUCUCUUCAAGUAUGGCCGUCGAAAACUCAAGCCAAAAUUUAAAAAAAAAAAAAAAGUUGGAAGUUGAAGAAUGCUUUUGUUGAGUUAUUGCGCCGUGGGUAGUUUAUAAGCUGGUUCACGAUAAUGCGAUAAAGCGAUUUUGCUUCUUGCGUUCUUGCGUUCUUGCGAAGUUUGUAAACGAGGGAUUAAAGGUUGCAGUGAGCAACUUCAUGUGCAACCCACCAACGCAUAGCUGGCAAAGCUGGCGUUUGGGGUCGACCAUUUAAUAACUAGAGCUGUUUGUUGUCAGAUUUUCAUAGUGUUAGCACUAUAUAUACAGGUCACACCAAAAGGGUUUAAGUAUAACUGUACGUGUGAGAUAAUAUUUUGUGGUAAUUGACUUCCAUUAAAAAUAUUAAUUAUUUAUUUUAAUAAGUCUUAAAUUUCUAAAUGAAUUAAUUACUAAUAAAUAAUUAAUAAUUACUUAUUGUAGUAAUCAUUUCUUAAACUAAACAAAAAAAAGAGUUUUUGAAAAUCUUUAUUACUGUAGAAGGAUUUUUUUUUAAAAGUGGAGUUUAUAUUAUAUAUUUUUGUUUGAUUCAACAGAUCU
Messenger RNA from Bacillus rossius redtenbacheri, 7600 nucleotides. RefSeq names its product endothelin-converting enzyme homolog (gene Nep5). The transcript is spliced from 21 exons. Gene Ontology annotation, molecular function: metalloendopeptidase activity. Gene Ontology annotation, biological process: protein processing. Gene Ontology annotation, cellular component: plasma membrane. The record is from RefSeq and is a predicted model, not a curated record. NCBI's taxonomy places the organism in Eukaryota, Metazoa, Arthropoda, Insecta, Phasmatodea, Bacillidae. The coding region runs from base 145 to 2577 and encodes 810 amino acids.